This is a messenger RNA of Aspergillus clavatus NRRL 1, 957 nucleotides long. Its product is annotated as DUF3431 domain-containing protein. The record is from RefSeq and is a predicted model, not a curated record. The transcript has 3 exons. Bases 1 to 957 code for a protein of 318 amino acids. NCBI's taxonomy places the organism in Eukaryota, Fungi, Ascomycota, Eurotiomycetes, Eurotiales, Aspergillaceae.
AUGAAAAGCUGGACUCGAGUUGUAUUCUGCGCGGCUUUGCUGCUCCUGAUCCCUUUAUAUCUCCUGAAGCUUCAUCUGGAAGACUUCUACGACCAGUAUAGUGCAGGCACAUAUCUGGUCGACUGGGUCAGGUCGCGCUAUUUCCAGCAAGGCCCGCCAACAAUCCCCCACGGACGAGUGGGCGACAAAGUCAUCGUCAUGGCGAGACUGGAGGAAGAACACACGGAGUGGGUUGAGCAAGAACUACCAGACUGGCAACGCGCAAUCUACAUCGUCAACCCCUCCAAAGCCACCGCUGCAGACAAUCACAAACUCACCACCCCGCUCAACAAGGGCCACGAGUCCAUGGCCUACCUCACCUACCUCAUCGACCACUACGACGCCCUCCCCGCCACCAUCGCCUUCCUCCACUCCCACCGCGCCGGCUUCCUCAUGGCCUGGCACGUCGACGCCCCCCUGCACGACAACGUCGCGGCCAUGCGCGCCUUGCAGCUCGACUUCGUGCAACAAAACGGCUACGUCAACCUCCGCUGCAACUGGAAUCCAGGCUGCAAGGCCGACCACCGCCUGAACCGCCACGUUACAGAGAGAGUCUGGGCGGAGAUCUUCGAGGGAACGAGCACGCCGCCGCUGAACUCGUCAUUGUCAUCAUCAUCAUCAUCGUCGUCGUCGUCGUCGUCGAUGCUGGACGCCCAGCAGCAACAGCAGAAGUUCCUCGCGAAACCCAAACAUCUCGGCGCCGCAUGCUGUGCGCAGUUUGCCGUCUCGCGGGAGCAGGUCCUCCGGCGGCCACAGGCCGACUAUAUCCGGUUUCGGCAGUGGGUGAUCGAUACGCAGAAGGACGAUGCGGCGAGUGGGCGGGUGAUGGAGUUUCUGUGGCAUGUGAUUUUCGGGAAGGAGGCUGUGUAUUGUCCCGACGAGGAAGUGUGCUACUGCCAGGUGUACGGGAAAUGCUAA